Messenger RNA from Orbicella faveolata, 5343 nucleotides. Its product is annotated as sodium/mannose cotransporter SLC5A10-like. Gene Ontology annotation, molecular function: D-glucose:sodium symporter activity. Gene Ontology annotation, cellular component: plasma membrane. Gene Ontology annotation, biological process: transmembrane transport. The record is from RefSeq and is a predicted model, not a curated record. Lineage: Eukaryota; Metazoa; Cnidaria; Anthozoa; Scleractinia; Merulinidae.
CUAUUUGGUUGUAAUAUUAGAGCGGCAAAGAAACACAGGGCGCUUUUGUAGUUCUUCGCGGAAAUUUCAUAGCGAGACGGUAAUCCGAUUCCUUCUAAAUCUUCCUCAAUUUGAGCAGACACGUUGAGAAACGUUUUGACACAUUUUUUACGGCUGUAAAAAGCUUCAUCGAAGAAGACACACGCAGUCGAAGAAUCUGCAACGUGGUACAAGGAGUCCCCAGCAGUGUAAACUGAACAGAUAAACAUGGUGUUUGUGGACGAAGAUAGAAAGCCUUUGCACGCCGCAGAUUGGACGAUAAUAGCGGUUUAUUUCCUGGCUUGUAUCAUUGUUGGACUGUGGUCCAAAUUCAGGAAACAAGGAGGAAAGGAUGAAACUGCGGAAACUUACUUCUUGGCAGGACGGUCAAUGAUGUGGUGGGCAGUUGGACCCAGUCUUUUUGCCAGUAACAUUGGCAGUGAGCACUUUGUUGGGUUGGCUGGGUCUGGGGCUGCUACUGGGAUUGGUGUAGUAUCCUAUGAAUGGCAGGCCUGCUGGGUUCUGCUCCUUCUUGGAUGGGUAUUUCUGCCAAUUUACUUGAGAUCAAGGGUGUUUACGAUGCCUGAAUUUUUGCAAAAAAGGUUCCAGAGCCAGUGGAUCAGAACAUACUUGACUGUUGUGGCUUUGUUUUCUUAUGUGUUCACAAAGUUUUCGGUUGACAUCUAUGCUGGCAGUUUGUUUCUUUAUGAAGCUGUUGGUUGGAACAUGUACGUCUCUGCUGCCUGUGUCCUGGCCAUCACAGCGGUCUACACCAUCUUAGGUGGUUUGACUGCAGUUAUCUUCACUGAUGUCUUGCAAUGUGUAAUCAUGAUCCUUGGGGCAAUCACACUGGCAAUUCUAAGUUUUAUAGAAGUGGGCGGAUACAAUGGUCUGUGGGAGAAAUACGGCCAAUCCAUGGGCAAGCCAUAUGUUCCUGUAAAUGCAACCAUGGACAAUGGAACAGACCUGAGUUCGUGCUUCGCGUUGACUCCUUACUGGGAUCACAUGUUCCGACCGAUCAAUGAUCCUGACUAUCCCUGGUUGGGAUUGUGGACUACCUUGCCGAUUAUGGGUAUUUGGUAUUGGUGCACAGAUCAGGUGAUUGUGCAGCGUACCCUUGGAGCAAAGAACAACAUCCACGCUAAAGCAGGUUCAAUCUUUGCUGGAUUUUUGAAGACCCUGCCAAUUUUUAUCAUGGUGAUGCCAGGAAUGAUCAGCCGAGUUCUGUAUCCUAACUCCAUUGCCUGUGCUGACCCCAUCAGCUGUAAGCAUUACUGUGAUAAUGAAUGGGGCUGUUUCAACAAUGCUUAUCCUAAACUGGUUCUAAACGUUCUACCAGUUGGAAUGGUUGGUCUAAUGAUGGCUGUCAUGAUGGCUGCUCUGAUGUCGUCACUCUCCUCGGCAUUUAACAGUAGUGCGACCAUCUUUACUGUUGAUGUUUGGCUGCGCUUCAGACCUAUGGCCAACGAGAGAGAAAGAGUCAUUGUUGGCCGUGUGGUGGUACUUAUCCUCGUUGGUGUCAGUUUGUGCUGGUUGCCAAUCAUCCAAGGCUCUGCUGGGAAACAGCUCUUUGUGUACAUCCAGACCAUUCAGUCGUACCUUGCCCCGCCCAUCACCAUGGUGUUUGGCCUGGGCAUCCUGUGGACUGGUCUGACCCCUGCUGGUGCUCUUUCGGGUCUGGUGAUCGGCUUCUUCUUGGGAAUGGCUAAGUUUAUUGCUGGAAAUGUAUGGCCUACUCCUAAAUGUGGCACUGUAGAUGAUCGUCCUGGAUUUGCCAAAAUGCACUUCAUGUUUUAUGCAAUCAUCAUUUUUGGAGUGAGUGGCUCUAUUAUGGUUGUGGUAAGCUUGUUCACAAGGAAAAUUCCACGAGACGAGCUUGGUGGACUGACUUGGCCCACUAUCAAUGAACCUCCUAUUGCACAUGGAGCGAUUGGCGAGGAUGAUGACCCUGAAAAGGUCGAGAAUGGAACAAUGGCUCACACAGAGGGCAUUGAGCUUUUGGAGAAGAAUGGUAAAUUAAGUCCAACAACGCGCUUGGAGACAUCGUUCGAUGCGUCAGGACCUACAAAAUGCGAUGACAGGCAUGUAAUACCAGAAGACCAAGCUGUGAGUGUUCUUCCUACAACAACACACGACAAAGUCAAACUGACUGUAGUACAGUUUGAACGAGAAGAUCCUGGACUCAAGUGGUUCUUAAGGAUCAUGAGUAUAAUGUUACUCGUCUGUUUGCUCUUCUUGUGGAUUUACUAUCGUUAGGUUUACUGAGGGGCAAGAACUGUAUAUAGAUCAGUGAUUGUUACAUGCAGUACUAGAUAGGUAAAGUAAAAUGGCUGAAAAUAUAAGCUUAGAGCUUUUUUCAAUUGAGUGUCGUAAAGCAAAAACCAAAGUAAUCUCUCUAGCCAGUCACAAAGGACGUAGACGGUCCAAUGAACCUAUCAGAACUGGAAGUAAUUACACGUAGUUGACGCAAAGCGCGGGAAAACGUGUGCGAGCGAGUUGAGAUUAGUUGUGGAUUUACUUUUGAUUGGAUGAAAAAGUGGCGCGAGUUUUUUAAGCCAAUCGUGUAGCAUAGUUAGGUCUAGUAAUGCAAUUACCCAAUUACUUAAAUUCGACACUCAAGUGAAAUCCGCUCAAUUACCAUGAGUAGCAGGAUAGGACGUGAUUGGAGGAGAAAAAAAAUGAAAUACAAGGUAAUCUCCUUUACACAUUUAUUAACAUUUAUACACCAUGUAGCUCGUAACACCUCCAUCUCGCUCAUAAUAGCAAAACAGAAGUCCAGCGAUUUGUAGUCACGUAAUGGAAUGUAUAUUAUUCCUUGUAAUUAACUGUAAAGUUGAGUUCGUCUGAAAUAGGCAGGACAGUAGCAAUUGAAUUACAAUACUGUAGAAAAAAUUUUUGGAUAGUUUGAGUACAGAGGGUAGUCUCAGAGAAUGUCAUUUUCAAAUUCAUAAGGUUUUGUUUCGUGAUAUCUUUAGAUUGUAUUAGAAUUUGGUAAUGUUAGUUUUCGAAGAGCAAAGGAAAACGAGAGGGGAAAAAGCCAAGUGGAAACCAACAACUUAAUUAAACUGAACCGGUCCCAGACCACAAGAUCCGCGCUAUCCUUGCUCCGUGAUUUUCUUGCUCGAGACUGAGUUUAUCGUCACUUUUUCUCCCUGUUUUCUGAUGAGAAAGCAAGUUCUACAGUACUGAUAGAUAUGUGCUAUUUCCACUAGUCUAUAAUGCUUUCAUUCGUUGAAGCUAAGUACACAUUAGUUUUCUUUUGGUCGUGUUUUCUCCUUUUUUUUUCCUCAAAAGUUUCCAUGCGGGAGAAGAGAAGAGGGAAGUUGUGGCAAUGGAUAAAAUUAUGUUUUUAAAAAGCAUGGUUUUUUUUUUCCUUGAUGUGCGGGUUUACUUUGCGACGUUUACCUUUCCAGGAAAGAGAACUUGGUUGAGAUUUUGGGAAAUUUAGGAACUUUGUUUUACUUUCUUUAAUAGUUUGGAGAUUUGUCCACGUUAAACGUGGUUUAAGACGCUUGCUUGGCAAGGUUUUUUCAGUGGUCUUGUAACGUGCGUAACACAAGGUCAGCGUAAAUUUUUUCGGACUUUAUUCUACCGGUUUUCUUUUAUGUAAUCUCUGACUGGUUUUAUAUUGAUAGCAGCCAAUAGAACGCAGUUUUCGUCUAAUUGGAUAUUUUUAAACGAACGCCCAAAUGAUAACAAACUAACUUUCUUAACGUAACAGUAAUGAGUGUGGUCUAUAGUAGUAUGCUAUUUAUAACGGGCGUAGUGUUCAAAGGUAGACAUUCGCCUUUGAAACAAGCUUAAUCGCUUAACAUGCCUUGUAAACGAACUGAGAAGAACUAAGCCUUACGCUUCCUUCCUUGAGUGCGUGAUUCAGGGCCUUAACGUGGUAUUAGUCAGAUUUGGUUGAUUUAAGAGAAGACAUGUCAACAGAAAACAUUUUGAAGCUCAAAAAAUUGGAAUUCCAGCAAGGAACAAUUGAGUAACUUAACUUCUACAGAAUAAGUUUUGAUUUGGUGCUAUGCAACGUAGGUCAAAUGUGAGUUUCAUAUUGUUUUCUCUGGCUGAAAGUCGCAAUAGACCUUUGCAUUCCUACAGUUGAUUCAACUGGCGAGCUAAUUUUAAUCCAUGCUAAUCCAUGCUAAUCCUAAAACAUCUUAAUCAUCGUACGUGGUUUGAAUACCUAAAUACCCUCCCAGCAUCUUUAUACCUUACAAAACUACUCUUUUGGGACUUCUCUCGGUCUGUUUAAAAUAAUUUCAUAUCUUUGGUGAAUCAUUUCUUCAUAUGCCCAUCUACAAGAUCUAGUUUUAGUAUUUUUAGAACCUUAGUUAGAAGGUAUGUAGGUUAGUGCGAAUAGAGCGUUUUCGCAGCGGGCAUGCGAGUGUUUCUUAGCAAGAGGAAUUGUUUGCAUAAGAAAAAAACGCAUUUCCAAAAGAGGAGAAUUCCCACUGUUUUUGAACACCAGCAUGACUACCAUGUCAUCGUAUGAACUUCGUUUAUUUGGUACGCGUAGGUUAGCUGUCCAGUAUAAACAAGUAUUCUCGGUAUUUGUUAGAAGAUCUUAUUGAUCUUGCAUUUAUUUAACGGUGUGUGAUCAAUAUUGUUAAUUUUGGUGGACGGUUAGUUAUAGUGAAGUUUGCCAUAACGUUUGACAAGGUAUUCGGAAUUUUUUCGAAUUUUUUUACUUGCAAUUUUUAGGCAGCUUUCGAUGCGUUUUCUUUCAAAUGGCGGAUCGAAAUGCAAAAACGUCUUCCAAAGGCAAAGUUGUCAAGCUUCUCCUCGUUCUGACAAUUGACAGCUGUGUCCACCAGUUCUUGCAACUUAACUUAGCCAGUUUGAACGGAAGCCAUGGAAGUGUCAGAAAGUUGCUAAAACGUCAAAAAUUGAUCAAAAGCUUUGUCAAGUAAACGUGACACGGUAAUCUUCAAUAUAAAGAUUUUUGGACAAUCACGUCCGCUUAUUUACUCUCUAGGACCCAGUUUUAUUUGUUUUAAAAACUUAUUUUAACAUAUCUGGUCGGCGUGAAUAGAGCCGGGGCGGUUUCACAGCGGCCAUAUUAGUAAUGCUGCAACAUGAAAUUUUUGCAUGAGAAAGUGAAUCAUUUUCGUAAGGGAGAGAAAUUUCAUUUUUAGUAAAGUCAAUAUGGCCGCCAUGAAGCCAUGUAAAGUAGAUUAUUUUAUUGGUUAUAGAUUAUCGAACCGGUGUACACGGGACUACCCCAUUUAUCUAUUGGAAGACCUUAAUUAAGUCUCAUGUAAUUAAGGGAGUGACAAAUAAUGUAGUUUUUACGUGAACGAGUAAUUAAAGUUGAAUACAACAAGA